AUGCCAUUCACCGAGUGUCUGCCUCAGUCUAAAGAAAAUCAAAUCAUUCCUGGUUACUCUGCAUAUGAAUAUUUAAAUGAACCAAAAAAACGUAUGUUAAAUGGACUUAGAUUUCAAGAAUUACUACGUUUACAAAAAUUAAAAGAUAGUGCUAAAUGGCUUGAAGAUCUAGGGAAACGUUCUUCAAUUUAUGGAAUAAAUUCAUUAGCUGAUGAUGAAUAUGAUUGA
Molecule: messenger RNA, 228 nt
Organism: Schistosoma guineensis
Lineage: Eukaryota; Metazoa; Platyhelminthes; Trematoda; Strigeidida; Schistosomatidae
Source: the annotation of a GenBank genome assembly